AUGGCUAAAAAGUGUGACUAUUGCAAGAUGAGCAGAAAUUUGCAAGAGGAAUGUUACAAGCUUAUUGGUUAUCUUGAAAUUAAGACAAGGAACAAAGAGGGAGGAAGAUAUGCUAGUAAUGCUGGGAAGCAUGAUGUUGAAGGGUACAUGGAGACUCCCCUUGAUGAUGCAGUGGAAGAAGGGUCAGGGAGACAAGACCCAAACUUGAUUUCCAGCAUUAUGCAACAAGUUGUGAAGGCUAUGACAAAGAAGCAACAUGGAAGCAGUAGUCAAGCGAGCAACUUUACAUGUAUACUUUCUUUCUCAAAUGUUGCAUUUAACAAUAAUGAAAUAUUCAACUCAGAAUCAUGGAUAAUAGACUAUGGAGCUUCUGAUCACAUGUCAGGGAAUUCCAAGCUAUUUAAUGAAAUAAGAACGUUGAAAAACUUUACAAAAGUUGGGCUUCCAUAUGGAAGCAAUAGGGUGGUCUGGAAAAUAGGAGUUGUGGAUAUCUCUCCAAGAAUAAGACUUGUAAAUAUCUUGUUCAUACCUAUAAUUGAAAAUAAUCUUUUAUCAAUAAGCAAACUUAUUGAGUUUAGCAGAAUAAAAGUGAUGUUUGACAAAAAUGGAUGUUUCUUACAUGACCUUACUAAUAGGAAGGAUAUAGCAUAUGGAAGGAGACUCAAUGAUCCCAAAUAUAUCAGGCGUAAAUACUUCUUGACUAUUGUUGAUGAUCACAAUAGAGGCACUUGGACUCACCUAUUGAACAAGAAGGAUGAAGUGGAAUAUAUGAUUGCCAAGUUCCUAAAUCAUAUUGAAAAUAAGUUUGAUUGCAAAGUGAAGCUAGUGGGGAGUGAUAAUGGAACUGAGAUAUUUAGAGAGGAGUGUGAUGCAUUGUUUACUGAGGGAGGCAUUGUGCACCAAAAUUAUAAGAAGGAUAAUGAAAGUGGGGAUGAAGUACUACGUAGGGAAAGAUCUGCUUGUGCAGAACAUGUAGAAACUGGAAAAAAGCAAGUUGAUAAUCAAGUCGACCUUAGAAGAUCAGCUAGAGAUAAACAAAUUUCAUCUACACUGCAAGGUUUUGAAUCUCAACUGCCUGACAACACAAGAAAGGAAGGAAAUGUAGUAAUGAGUGGACAUGAUUUGUCCAACAUGAGGUAUUAUUCUCCUGAAUACAUAUGCUCUCUUAAUAAUGUUAUGAGAGUAUUUGAACCAUCUAGCUAUAAGCAAUGUAAGAAGAGCUCAUGGGAGUAUGCAGCCUCGCCUGAGUAUAAAAAGGCCAUUGAUAGUAAGUAG
Beta vulgaris subsp. vulgaris (sugar beet) is the source of this 1275-nucleotide messenger RNA. RefSeq lists its product as uncharacterized. NCBI's taxonomy places the organism in Eukaryota, Viridiplantae, Streptophyta, Magnoliopsida, Caryophyllales, Amaranthaceae. Gene Ontology annotation, molecular function: nucleic acid binding. The transcript has 3 exons. The record is from RefSeq and is a predicted model, not a curated record. The coding region runs from base 1 to 1275 and encodes 424 amino acids.